CUGCCUUGGGCACCAACCAGUGUAGCCAAACCACCUCUCUUUCUAUCUCAUACACACACACACUCUCUCUCCUCCCUCGGGCACACCAACCAUAGCAGCAAACCUUCUCUCUCUCCAAGCUCUCUAGCUAGCUAGUUUGCAAAGACCAAGUUCCCAUGGCUCCAAGCCUAAGCAAAAAUGCCCCAGACGUAAUGGGGCUCCUUGACAGCAAUAUAACCUUGUCCAUAACCCUAGAAGGAUCAAACUUUCUAGCUAAUGGCCACCCAGUCCUCACUGAAGUCCCUUUGAACAUCAUAGCCACACCAUCACCCUUUACCACUUCAGACAAGACCAAGAACACAGUUGGCUGCUUUGUUGGGUUUGAUGCCGACGAGCCAAAGAGCCAGCAUGUUGUUCCCAUAGGCAAGCUCAAGAACAUAAGGUUCAUGAGUAUAUUCAGGUUCAAAGUCUGGUGGACUACCCACUGGAUUGGAAGCAAUGGCAAAGAUAUAGAGAAUGAAACCCAGAUGGUGAUUUUAGACAAGAAUGACUUGGGGCGCCCCUAUGUUCUCUUACUUCCACUCAUUGAAGGUCCAUUCAGAGCUUGUCUCCAACAUGGUGUCGAUGACUAUGUGGAAAUGUGUGUGGAGAGUGGGUCCACAAGUGUAUGUGGGUCCAGCUUCAAAAGCUCUUUGUACAUGCAUGUAGGUGAUGAUCCAUUUGGUCUUGUUAAGGAGGCUAUGAAGGUUAUUAGGUUCCAUCUGGGGACCUUUAAGCUUCUUGAAGAGAAAAACCCACCAGGUAUAGUAGACAAAUUUGGUUGGUGUACAUGGGAUGCGUUUUAUCUUAAGGUGCACCCCAACGGGGUUUAUGAUGGGGUCAAGGGCUUAGUGGAAGGUGGGUGCCCACCAGGCAUGGUCUUGAUUGAUGAUGGAUGGCAAUCAAUUUCACAUGAUGAGGACCCCAUCACUGAUCAAGAUUGCAUGAAUCGAACGGCUGCAGGUGAACAAAUGCCAUGUAGGCUAGUAAAAUAUGAUGAAAAUUAUAAAUUUAGGGACUAUCAAAGUCCUAAGGUCCCUAAAAAUAAAGGGAUGGGUGGGUUUAUUAGAGAACUUAAAGAUGAGUUUAGUAGCAUAGAACAUGUGUAUGUUUGGCAUGCACUUUGUGGAUAUUGGGGUGGGGUUAGACCCAAUGUUAAGGGCAUGCCUGAGUGUAAGGUCAUUACUCCUAAGUUGUCACAGGGAUUGCAGAUGACAAUGGAAGAUUUGGCUGUGGACAAGAUUGUGAACAAUGGAGUUGGGUUGGUACCACCGGAGCUAGUCCACAAGAUGUAUGAGGGGCUUCACUCUCAUCUUGCGUCAGUGGGAAUUGAUGGUGUGAAAGUUGAUGUCAUUCACUUGCUUGAGAUGUUAUCUGAGGAAUAUGGUGGCAGAGUUGAGCUAGCCAAAGCUUAUUACAAGGCCUUGACUGCUUCUGUGAAGAAACACUUCAAAGGGAAUGGUGUCAUUGCUAGCAUGGAACACUGCAAUGACUUCAUGUUCCUUGGAACAGAAGCCAUAACACUUGGACGAGUUGGAGAUGAUUUUUGGUGCACUGACCCGUCGGGGGAUCCAAAUGGUACAUUUUGGCUACAAGGGUGUCACAUGGUACAUUGUGCCUAUAAUAGCUUGUGGAUGGGAAAUUUUAUACAUCCAGAUUGGGACAUGUUCCAAUCCACUCAUCCUUGUGCUGAAUUCCAUGCUGCAUCUCGAGCGAUUUCUGGUGGACCAAUUUAUGUAAGUGACUCUGUUGGAAAACACAACUUUAAGUUACUCAAAAGCCUAGUGUUGCCAGAUGGGUCUAUUCUGCGAUGCCAAUACUAUGCACUUCCUACUAGAGAUUGCCUAUUUGAAGACCCCUUACAUGAUGGGAAAACAAUGCUCAAGAUUUGGAACCUUAACAAAUACUCGGGAGUUUUAGGACUUUUCAACUGUCAAGGAGGGGGGUGGUGCCCUCAAUCCAGGCGAAACAAGAGUGCCUCACAAUUUUCACACUUAGUGACCUGUGAUACUAGUCCUAAAGAUAUUGAAUGGAACAAUGGAAAGCACCCCAUUUCCACAAAAGGGGUGGAUAUAUUUGCAGUCUAUAUGCUCCAAGAAAAGAAGCUGAAGUUGUUGAAGUCAUCAGAGACAUUGGAGAUUUCACUUAAGCCAUUUUGUUUUGAGCUUCUUAUUGUUUCUCCAGUGACAGUCUUGCCCAAACAAAUAAUCCAAUUUGCUCCAAUUGGAUUAGUCAACAUGCUGAACUGUGGUGGUGCAAUUCAGUUAGUUGAAUUUGAUGAUGAUGAGAAUUUGGUAAGAGUUGGAGUGGGGGGAAGUGGAGAAAUGAGAGUGUUUGCAUCAGAGAAACCUAUGAGUUGCAAGAUUGAUGGAGUAGGUGUGGAAUUUAGUUAUGAAGAUAAGAUGGUCACAGUGCAAGUUCCCUGGCCUAAUUCCUCAAGAUCAUCCCUUGUUGAGUACUCAUUUUGAGUUCAUGGUGCAAUCGCUGGAGUUCAACAUUGAAAGCGUGGUUAAAUUUACUGCUAACUUUUUUCCCCACUUUCUCUAGAAAGAGCAAGUGCUUUUGUUGAUUUUCAAUGACCUUCAAACUUAUGAAAAUAACGUUUUCCCUGCAAGUCAUAUUAUCAUUACAAUUGUUUGCUAAUAUGCUUGGAGACUAGGAUAAGAUGCCAUAAGGGGACACGUGUUUGAUGUUAUAGGACUGUGUAGCAACAUGGCCUAAAAAAUUUGGAUUGUAUCUUGUAACUUGUUCAUGUCUCCACACUUUCAAAUAUGUUUAGCUUGCUAGUGU
Messenger RNA from Quercus robur (English oak), 2808 nucleotides. Its product is annotated as galactinol--sucrose galactosyltransferase-like. Gene Ontology annotation, molecular function: galactinol-sucrose galactosyltransferase activity. Lineage: Eukaryota; Viridiplantae; Streptophyta; Magnoliopsida; Fagales; Fagaceae. The transcript has 4 exons. The record is from RefSeq and is a predicted model, not a curated record. The coding region runs from base 156 to 2486 and encodes 776 amino acids.